AUGGAUCUCUUCACAGUUCUGGUGAUUUGUCUUUCUUGUUUGAGUCUCCUUUUUCUAUGGAAUCAAAGCUAUACCACAGGGAAGCUGCCACCUGGCCCCACUCCUCUCCCAAUCGUUGGAAACAUUUUUCACAUAAAUUCUAAGGCCAUCAGCAAAUCUCUAAGCAAGCUAGUAGAAGAUUAUGGCCCUGUGUUCACUCUGUAUUUUGGCAUGAAGCCCACCGUGGUGUUUAAUGGAUAUGAAGUGGUGAAGGAAGCUCUGAUUGAUCUAAGAGAGGAAUUUUCUGGCAGAGGCUAUUUCCCAGUGUUUGACAAAAUGACCCAGGGAUUAGGAAUUGUUUUGAGCAGUGGAGAAAGAUGGAAGCAAACUCGGCGUUUCUCUCUCAUGGUUUUGCGGAAUAUGGGGAUGGGGAAGAAGACUAUUGAAGACAGAAUUCAAGAGGAAGCCUUGUGUCUGGUGGAAGCAUUAAAAAAAAACCAAUGGUAUGUAUUUCUUCACGUAAUUAACACAUCGCCCUGUGAUCCUACUUUCCUGCUGGGCUGUGCUCCGUGCAACGUGAUCUGCUCCAUUAUUUUCCAGAGUCGUUUUGAGUACAGUGAUGAGAAAUUUCUAACCUUGCUAAAUUAUUUUCAUGAAAACUUCAGAAUUGCAAACACUGCCUGGAUACAGCUCUGCAACGCUUUCCCUUUUUUAAUGCAUUAUCUCCCAGGAAGUCAUAAUACAUUAUUUAAAAACGUUGCUGACCAACGAAAGUUUAUUUUGGAGAAAAUAAAAGAACACCAGGAAUCCCUGGACCUUAAUAACCCUCGAGACUUUAUUGACUACUUCCUGAUUAAAAUGGAGAAGGAAAAACACAAUAAACAGUCUGAAUUUACCAUGGACAACUUGAUCUCUACUGUAUUGGAUGUGUUUACCGCGGGAACAGAGACAAUGAGAACAACCCUGAGAUGUGGACUCCUGCUCCUGCUGAAGCAUCCAGAGAUCACAGCUAAAGUCCAGGAAGAGAUUGAUCGUGUGGUUGGCAAACACUGAAGCCCAUGCAUGCAGGACAGGAGCCACAUGCCCUAUACGGAUGCUGUGGUUCACGAGAUCCAGAGAUACAUUGACCUCAUCCCCUUCAAUCUGCCCCAUGCAGUGACUCAGGACGUUAAGUUCAGAGAAUAUGUAAUUCCCAAGGGUACAAUCAUAUUAACAUCUCUAACAUCUGUCCUGCACGAUGACAAAGAGUUUCCCAACCCAGAGCAGUUUGAUCCUGGCCACUUCCUGGAUGAAAGGGGCAACUUUAAGAAGAGUGACUACUUCAUGGCUUUUUCAGCAGGAAAAAGAGCUUGUCUUGGAGAAGGCCUGGCCCGCAUGGAGCUGUUUUUAUUCCUGACCAACAUCUUACAGCAUUUUACGUUGAAACCUCUGGUUGAUCCAAAGGACAUUGACACCACCCCAGUUGUCAGUGGGUUUGAUUCUGCACCGCCCUUCUAUGAGCUCUGUUUCAUUCCAGUCUGA
Molecule: messenger RNA, 1500 nt
Organism: Diceros bicornis minor
Lineage: Eukaryota; Metazoa; Chordata; Mammalia; Perissodactyla; Rhinocerotidae
Product: cytochrome P450 2C21-like
Exons: 9
Biological process (GO): xenobiotic metabolic process
Cellular component (GO): cytoplasm; intracellular membrane-bounded organelle
Molecular function (GO): oxidoreductase activity, acting on paired donors, with incorporation or reduction of molecular oxygen, reduced flavin or flavoprotein as one donor, and incorporation of one atom of oxygen; iron ion binding; heme binding
Source: RefSeq, a predicted model, not a curated record